AGGGGAUCCCCCCCAUCCACAGACUUGACCAUCACGGACCCGGGCAGAUGGCGGCUCCUCAGUCCCAGGAUUUGAAUCCCCCCGCUCUCAGGCGUCAGGAUCCGCUUCCUCGGAACCCGAGGCCUCUCAUCGCCCGGACAUGGGGAUCCAGCAGCUCGCCAAAACUGAUCGAGGAAGGAGGAAGCCCCGGCGGCCGUCAGCAGCGGGACCCCGGCCAGAUACCGAGUGUCCUGCAGGGUCUCUUCCAGCGCACAGUCUUCAUGCUGCAGAAUGGGAUCAAACCUGUGUAUGUGUUUGAUGGGAUUCCACCAGAAAACAAGCGCCUCAAAGUCUCUAAAGAUGGAAAAGUCCGGUCUAAUAGAAAAGCAAACCCUUUACCGACCCCAGGGUCAGACAACAUUAAAGACCUGAAGACUCUGCUGAGAUACCUGGGGGUCCCCAUUAUACAGGCUCCCAGUGAAGCAGAAGCCACCUGCGCCCACCUGGUGGUUAAGGGCAUAGCAUGGGGCGCAGUGACUGAGGACAUGGACGCUCUGCCAUUCAACUGCAACCGCCUCAUCCGGAAUCUGACGGCCAAAAAGAAGAUUGAAGUUAAAGAAUAUAAUUUGCAGGAAAUCUUGAAGCAUCUGAAUCUGAGCAGAGAACAGUUUGUUGACCUGUGCAUCCUCCUGGGAUGUGAUUACACCGGGAAGAUCAGUGGCCUGGGGAAGAAGAAAGCCUUGAAGAUGAUUCAGACCUACAAGAACAUUGAAGGGAUUCAGCAGGUUAUCCCACAGGACCGUAUUCCUCCAGACUUCGAUUAUAAUGCAGCGCGCCGGCAGUUCUUGCAUCCUGUCGUUAAAGAGGUUAAACCGGAAGAUCUGAAGUGGACGCAGCCAGACAACAAUAAAGUCCGUCAGUUCCUGUCACAGGAGAAAUGCUUGAAAUGGUCCAGAGUUGGCAGUGUCUUAGAGAAGCUUCAUUCGGUGCAGACACAAAAACCACAAAAAAGAAAAAAAUCCAAGACGACUGAAGCUUCUCCAAGCAAACAAAUGAAAAUCACUGACAUGUUCGCGGUGAAGAAGUCGGCUCGUCAGGCCAAGUCACAUCACUCACCAUCCAUGGAAUGAGGUCCAGAAGAAGCGAUGCCGACACCCGAGGCGCCGUUAACUUGACCUAUAAAUCCCAGUCUGUCCUGAAUCUGCCGCUGUCUGGGGUCAGAUAUAUUAUCAGUGCCUUCUUAAAGGAGAACUCCGCUUAUCCUCACCGGAUUGUAGGACC
This is a messenger RNA of Bufo bufo (common toad), 1260 nucleotides long. Its product is annotated as flap endonuclease 1-like. The transcript is spliced from 10 exons. Gene Ontology annotation, cellular component: nucleus. Bases 48 to 1109 code for a protein of 353 amino acids. NCBI's taxonomy places the organism in Eukaryota, Metazoa, Chordata, Amphibia, Anura, Bufonidae. Gene Ontology annotation, molecular function: RNA-DNA hybrid ribonuclease activity; 5'-flap endonuclease activity; magnesium ion binding. The record is from RefSeq and is a predicted model, not a curated record.